Molecule: messenger RNA, 2570 nt
Organism: Planococcus citri (citrus mealybug)
Lineage: Eukaryota; Metazoa; Arthropoda; Insecta; Hemiptera; Pseudococcidae
Product: alpha-latrocrustotoxin-Lt1a-like
Exons: 1
Coding region: 21-1838 (605 amino acids)
Molecular function (GO): protein binding
Source: RefSeq, a predicted model, not a curated record
CAUAUAGCAGUUCAUUCAGAAUGGGUUCAUCUUCUGUGUGCGUACCAAACGCAGAACUCCUGUUACAGACAUUUGAAGAAAACGAUUGUGAGAGAUUUGAAUACCAUAUAAAUGAUCCGCCUUUCUCCUUGGAAGAUCACUUUUACUUCUUUCCAGAUCCGUACAACGGAACGUUACUAGACAUUGCUUGCAGAUCUGCUGGGAAUCACAAAUUUGUGCGAUGCCUUUUGAAAAAUGGCCUCGACCCAAACCUUGUGAAUAAAAUUACUGGUAAAGCUCCAAUACACGAGGCUGUCGAGACAGGCGAUGCUGAAAUGGUAAACGAAUUGACAAAAUUUCGCUCUUUUCAAUCAGCAAAUGUGAUAGAUCGUAAAGGUUAUACACCAUUGCACAUCGCUGUUAAAAAAAAUCACCCUAGAUGUAUUAAAAUCUUAAUUGAUAAUUGUCGGCGUUGUGAUGAACCAAUUGAUAUCAACAUUAAUACCAGAGAGCUAGCGUCUCCUUUACAUUUGGCUUUGAAAGAAGGCAACAAGGAAGCUGCUUGCAUGUUGCUUCAAUGUCCAGGUAUCGACCCAAACCUUGUGAAUGAAGUUACUGGUAAAGCUCCAAUACACGAGGCUGUUGAGACAGGCGAUGCUGAAAUGGUGAACGAAUUGACAAAAUCCCCCUUUUUUCAAUCAGCAAAUGUGAUAGAUCGUAAAGGUUGUACACCAUUGCACAUCGCUGUUGAAAAAAAUAACCCUAGAUGUAUUAAAAUCUUAAUUGAUAAUUGUCGGCGUUGUGAUGAACCAAUUGAUAUCAACAUUAAUACCAGAGCGCUAGCGUCUCCUUUACAUUUGGCUUUGAAAAAAGGCAACAAGGAAGCUGCUUGCGUUUUGCUUCAAUGUCCAGGUAUCGACUUGGAUUUUCAAAAAGAUUUUCGUGGAUUUUCUUGUCGUCAAAUUGUUCUGCUAAAAUACUCUGAUUUGGCAAAGAAAUUUUCAACUGAUCCACUUUCAGAUCCACUAAACAUUAUGUACUCGUUAAGCGUAAGAAGCGGUCUGGAAAAAUCAGGUAUUAAAUUUAUGGCUGACCUACUAAAAGAUGAGUCAUUAUUACAUUUAGCCUGUGAUUAUGGAUACACUGCCACCGUUAGAUAUUUAUUGGAAAUGAAUGUUGAUCCUAAUGCAAUCUACGAGAGCAGGAUACCAAUUAUGAUUGCUGCUCAAAACGGUUACUGCGACAUAUUUGAAGAAUUAUUUCGUCACCGGGAAAUUAUACUGCAAGUAAAGGAAUAUGGAUCGGUGCUGCAUUACAUCAUAAAGGGUAUGUUAUACAAUCUACAAGUUGGCGAAAAACGCAAUCAUUAUAAAUGCCUGGAAUUGGUGCUGAACGAAAUCUUCCCUGCGAAUCAUUCAAAAUCGAAUAACGAUAAACCCAAAUUGGAUAUUAAUUUUGUGAACAAUACGGGAAGCACUGCUCUUCAUUUGGCGGUUCUUUUCCACGACGAACAAGUACAGAAAUCCAUCAUCAAUUGUGGUGCUCAUCUGUACCAAAAAAAUUACUCAGGAGAAGUUCCUUUGGUUUUGAUUAAAGCUGAAGUACUCUCAGACUACUUGGACGGUUGCAUUACUGAAGCUGAUAAAUCCACAAUGGAAAAAAGAGAUCUAAAAAUCGAUUUCGAGUACAAGCUAUUUGUAAAUCCGAGUAGCAAAUAUUCUGUUCUUCGAGGAUACGAAAUGGAAUUCUUUACAAUAAUCGAACGUGUGCCAGAAUUGAAAAAAUUCCUCAAGCAUCCAGCAGCAGAAAGUUUUUAUUUACAUCAAAUGGAACUUUGUCAAGAAAUAUUAUUACGCUAAUUUCAUAUUUUAUUUGCUGUUUUGCGUUUUUCUGAGUAUUUACAUGUUUCUAAAACAGGAGUACGGGGCUUUUUCUUUCGAUCUUUCGGAUUUAUGGUGCAUUCUAGGAUUAGUUUGUAGAACUCUGACGCAGCUGCUUUACGUUUUAUUAGUUUCAAGAGAAAUAGGCCUGCAGUUGAUUAUUUUACGCAGGUCGUACCUCACAUCCGCAGAGAAUUGGCUUGAAAUCAUAUUGAUUUCUGUUGUAGGUGUUUUUUUUAUACACGCUGCGAUCAACACAAGUUUACCACCUAUUUACGCAGCUUGUGCCAUUCUAGCGUCCUGGACGGAGUUGAUGUUUUUGAUCGGUAAACAUCCCUAUUUCGCGACCAAUAUUGAAAUGUUUAAGACAGUAGCAUGGAAUUUCUUCAAAAUUUUCGGCUUGUAUUCGAUUAUGAUUUUAUCAUUCGCUCUCAGCUUUUACCUCUUGUUUCAUGAAGGAAAUAGUAACAAUGAUGGUGUAUCUAUAAAAAAUGACACCAACAGUAAGACAGAGAUGGACAAAGAUGAUGCAACCAAGUUCUGGCAAAGUGUCCCCCUAUCUCUUUUCAGAACGAGUAUCAUGUUGACGGGCGAAUUCAGUGCCGACUCGACUAUUCCACUUGGCUCCAAUUUCAGCAUUGAACACGUGUUUUUCACCUUAUUUGUAUUUUGCAUCAGCAUCAUACUGUACAACCUGCUCAAUGGUUUGGC